CAUAUCAAUUCUCGCGCUUCUGCUUGGUCUUCUAAGGAACUGGCUAUGGCUUCAGAAACAACCUCCACCUCUCAAGGAUCUAGAGACACCCCUAGUACGCCCUCCACUGGCGCAUCGGAGCCAGAGGGUUCUGCGGCUAACAGGUCUGCUGGGUCUCAGGUCCGACCUUCCCUAUCUGACUUUCCUCUAGCUUCUAGUUGUCGAGGGGUGGAGUCAGGUGGUAAGAAGUCGCGCACUCCUCUGGCCUGUCUGACUCCGGAGCUGGCUGAACUAUCUCUUUUUUACCAGUCUUCCACUGAGAGGUCACCCUUUAAACAGCUCAGGACGAAUGGAUAUGAUAACUCGAAUUCAGCGUUGGCGACAAAGAGCGAAUCAGUAAAAAGAGGUGGAUGUAAAAGUGGUGGGAAAUUUGAAAACAGGGGUCCCACCAGUGUCGGAAAAUCGCCCAGUGCGCCCCCUUCUGCCGCGCUUAAGGUUUUGUCCGGUUCUCGUGUCCGGCACCGCGGUGUACGUUGUACAUGGGCCUAA
This is a messenger RNA of Protopolystoma xenopodis, 528 nucleotides long. Lineage: Eukaryota; Metazoa; Platyhelminthes; Monogenea; Polystomatidea; Polystomatidae. The record is from the annotation of a GenBank genome assembly.